AUGCCGAGCUCGGCGACAAAAAGGACGUCGGGUCAGAAGAAUCAGAACCACCCGCCAGCGCCGGACGAGGACAAGGGCGCUGCCCACAUGAGCGAACAGGAGCGGAAACGGCUGCGCAACCGCCUCUCGCAGCAGGCGUUCCGCCGCAGACAGGCGGAGCGCAUCCGGGAGCUCAGCAGCCGCGUCAACGCCGACCAAAAGUCCGACAGCGAGCGCAUCGAGGCGCUGCAGCGCGAGAACCGGCAGCUCCGGACGCAGCUGGUCGAGGUCCAGGCCAAGAUGGCCCGGCUGAUGGCCACGCUGCAGGGGCUGAACGACUCGGUCUCCCAGACGCUGGACGACACGGCCGCCGGCGGGAGGGAUGGGGAGUGCAUUUACCGUGCGAACGACGACGACGACGACGAAGACGACGCAGGGAAGCCGUCUGCCGAGCCUUCGCCGUCGCCGUCGCGUCCGGAGUACGAGCGGGGAAACGGUCCUCACGCCUCAUCGCUUCCGGCUUCCGCCGCCUCUUCCUCCUCAUCCUACGCGCCCAUGGAGUUGGAAGCGUUCGACGCGUCCCUGCUGGAGUUUGACCCUUCUCUUCCCAUGCCCUCGGUGACAGAGCCACUCGAGGACGACCUCUCCUCGUCGGAGCUCAUCAACGUCGCCGGCACCAGCCCGCUGUACGCGCAGAUCCCCAACAUCUGGAGCUUCGAGUACCAGACGGGCAUCGAGCCGUACAUGACGGCCAUGGCGGCGACCCAGGAGUCCAGCACGAUGCUGCGCAAGGACUGGGCGCUGUCCAACUCGCCCUUCUCGGACCACAUCCAGCUGCUCCAGCGGCUCCUCAAGGACAAGCUGCGGGCGUCGGGGUUUGCGCUGGACGGCCAGCAGCUGUCGUCGUCGGCGUCGUCGUCCAUGCAGAGCAUCUACCAGCCCGUCCUCAUGGUUCUCUCCAUGUUCAACAGCAUCACGCGGCCCGACGUCAUGGCCUGGUACGCAAAGACGCGCUUCUACCACAUCGUCGAGCUCACGGCCUGGCAGCUCUGCCCGUCGACGGCGACGUUCGACCGGCUGCACCCGCGGUACCGGCCGACCGAGACGCAGCGCCGGCACCCGGACCACCCGCGCGUCGUCGACUGGAUCCCGUUCCCCUCGAUCCGCGACCGCCUCAUCCGCCGCCACGCCGCCAACCCGCGCAUCGACCAGAUCUUCUGCGACGCCGUCACGGGCUACGUCGUUGAGGCGUCCAUGGCCGACCUCGUCCGCGGCGCCCCGCGCGUCACCGUCCACGUCCGCGUCACCGACCUCAUCACGGCCAUGUCGUCCGAGUCAUCGUCGUCAUCCUCCUCCUCCUCCUCCUCCUCGUCGUUGUCAUCUUCCUCCUCGUCAUCCUCCAAGUUACCCGCCUCGUCCACCGCAACAGGCGACGAGAGCGACCUCGUGCGGGCGCUCCUCCCGGCUCCCGACAUCGCCACGCUGUUCUCGUCCCCGGCGCACGCCCGCGCCGCCUUCAGGCUGCUCAACAUGGACCGCGGCGCGUCCUACUACAAGAUCGACCCGGCCUUUUACGCAAAGUACCCGGAGCUGUACGACGAGGCCAGCGACCUCACGGCCUCGGGCAUCCCGUUGCGGCCGGCGUCGCAAAAAGUGCUGACGUACCCGAGGCCGCUCGACGCCGCCACCGUCGAGACGUACCGCAGCUUCAUCGACUUUUCCCUCGACGCCGCCAACGCAAUCUCGUCGUCGUCGUCGUCGUUCUCGUGA
Messenger RNA from Colletotrichum higginsianum IMI 349063, 1749 nucleotides. RefSeq names its product BZIP transcription. Gene Ontology annotation, biological process: regulation of DNA-templated transcription. Bases 1 to 1749 code for a protein of 582 amino acids. Gene Ontology annotation, molecular function: DNA-binding transcription factor activity. NCBI's taxonomy places the organism in Eukaryota, Fungi, Ascomycota, Sordariomycetes, Glomerellales, Glomerellaceae. The transcript has 4 exons. The record is from RefSeq and is a predicted model, not a curated record.